GGGUGGCGGCAGGGCUGUUCACUGGCGAACGGAGAGGAAAGGGAAGGUGUAGCCUGUUCCGGGGAAGGAACGUCCAACAGGAUGUGAGACUGAAGUUUGAAAAUAGAUGAGCCUACGCCUUAAUAACCAGAGGACAUUCUUUAAUAACUGGAAGUUUCCCAAACGUGAUGGAAUGGGACUGAGACACCAUUAGCGGCUUUUGGUUUGUGACCUGAUACGUUGAGAUGUUUCAGUGAAACCAGUGAUAGUUUGCUGGGUGAAUCUGCAUAAGCAUUUUGUGCUUUAAUUAGCAUGUUGGGCAUGAUCUUAAAGGAGGAAGAAUAAGGGUCCGGGAGGGGGUGGAGAGGGGCCCAGACCAUCGUCUCCUUCCCAUUCCCCACCACGAAUGGCUUGCGAGGUCUUUUUCGCUUUCGACUCCCAUGGCUCUAGCUGUGAUCUUCUGAGUCUCCCCCUGCGGGAACCUUCUCUCUUCCUCUUCAGAUAUUCUGAUUGAGCCCUGAGUCAGACUCCUUGUCACGGACGGAGGCGCUUGAACCCACACAAGCAGAAAAACCAGCUCGAUAGUGACCCAGACGGACGAGGUGACGGAGGGCCACGUGCAGAUGGCCAGCCAGGCUCCUCACCACUGACCCCUCCUCGAAGCUGCACCUCCAAGAGCAAGACAAGAGGAAACGGAGAUUUCUGUCGCGCUGAGUCGGCGUUAUGCACAGCUCUCUCAUUGAGUCCUUGUAUCUACCCUGGGGGCCAAUUUCCUCAGCCAGGAAGACUCUGCAGGGAAAAAAGGAAGAGCUGCUUCUGAAGAGGUCUCUGCAUACUCCCAGAGCUGCUCACGUCCUGCUCCACAUGCAGCCGCCAGUGCCCUCUCCUGUCCCUGCGCUGGUCCCCUUCCCUGCCCGUGAGCGCCGCAGAUAACUCAGCCUGCUCUUCUCCCCUUCCCCAAGGGCACCAACUCUUCCCUGAACUUGGUGCUCAUUCCCACCUGGGUCCUCACGGAGCGGCCUGAGGAAUGCAACCCAGCACACCCCGUGGCAGCCCGCUGGAGCGCCCGGAACCGGAGGAAUGUGGAAGAGGGACAACCCCCUUCCAGGGCUUGUGGUCCCAGAAAAAGCUGGCCAGACUGGCUGAACCCCGCUUCCUGCACCGUCCUCCUACCCCUGACCUCCUCACCCCCAACAGGCCAGACCACACCUGCACUGGGCCACCAGUUGGGGGGACCCACAGAGAGGAAGCUGUCCAAAGCUCGCCCUCGACCUGUCUGGUCUUGGGGACGGACCGUGAUGUGCAUCGUGAUCCUGUAGCACCGAGUGCGUACAGGCAAGUCAGGACAGCCACCUGGGUCACCUCCUGUGAUCCACGUGCCAGUGGGAGGUGGGAGGCCUUUGGGACCCUCAGCUCCGUCACCAUGAGACUUCUCCAGGUGGUCCUCGCUGCUGUGUUUAUCAUUUUCCAGGUACUGCCCGCUGCCACCAGGGCGUUCAACUUUGAAAGACCCUGUUACCUGCGUGGUGGAAUCUGCCUGAAGCAAGGGACCCCAGACUGUGAGCCUUUCCGAGGGCCUUGCCGGGCGUUCACCGUUUGCUGCAAAGUGAAGGGCUUAUGGGGGCGGGCAGCAGCCGAGAAGCCCUGACCCCCGGGUCCGAAGCAGGGCGCCCCCGUCUGAAUAAAAGCAAACAACGUUCAGGUCUAACUAAUCAGUCAUCUUAUCUUUAGGAUUGAUUAAAGGAAAUCGUUGUUUUUUGGGAAGGGGGUGUCAGGGAGAGGGAGACAAUUUAAGAAUAAAAUUUUUAUUAUGCUUUACA
Messenger RNA from Herpailurus yagouaroundi (jaguarundi), 1799 nucleotides. RefSeq lists its product as uncharacterized. The record is from RefSeq and is a predicted model, not a curated record. The coding region runs from base 1007 to 1627 and encodes 206 amino acids. NCBI's taxonomy places the organism in Eukaryota, Metazoa, Chordata, Mammalia, Carnivora, Felidae. The transcript is spliced from 7 exons.